Suncus etruscus (white-toothed pygmy shrew) is the source of this 2004-nucleotide messenger RNA. RefSeq names its product transmembrane serine protease 4 (gene TMPRSS4). Gene Ontology annotation, molecular function: serine-type endopeptidase activity; protein binding. The coding region runs from base 1 to 2004 and encodes 667 amino acids. Lineage: Eukaryota; Metazoa; Chordata; Mammalia; Eulipotyphla; Soricidae. Gene Ontology annotation, cellular component: membrane. The transcript is spliced from 17 exons. The record is from RefSeq and is a predicted model, not a curated record. Gene Ontology annotation, biological process: proteolysis.
AUGGGCAACAGCAGGGCUUUGCCCUCAGUGUGCAAAAAAGCCGAACUGCAGAGUCAGCACCACCAAGGAGACAGCCUGCAGGACCCAAGGCAAUGGCUGGCGGGGAGCACAGACAGUGGAGUCGUGCCAGACUUUCUGCUCCUCUGUCUGCCAGGAACCCACCGCAGGAUCAACCUGAUGGAGUUCUUGCCUGGUCCACGGAGGUACUUGGGCAGCAGCAGCCCACAGCCAGACACCUGCUGGGCUGGGCUUGACCCAGUCAGUGACCAGCCUUUGAACCACCGUGGUGCCUCCCGUCAACCCAAAGCCCGCAGCCCCCUGGAGACCUUCAAAAAAGUGGGAGUUCCCAUCAUCGCAGCGUUGCUGAGCCUGGCCACCAUCGUCAUUGUGGCUAUCCUCAUCAAGGUGAUACUGGACAAGUACUACUUCCUCUGCCAGCCUUUGCACUUCAUCCCCCGGAGGCUGGUGUGUGAUGGCCAGCAAGACUGUGCCUCAGGGGAAGAUGAGCAGCAGUGUGUGGAGAACUUCGCUUAUGAAGGCUCUUCUGUGGCAGUCCGCCUCUCCAAGGACAGAUCUACACUACAGGUGCUGGAUACCCCCACCGGAAACUGGGUCUCUGUCUGCUUCGACAACUUCACAGAAGCUCUAGCCAAGACAGCCUGUGGGCAGAUGGGCUACGACAGUAAACCCACCUUCCAGGGUGUGGAGAUCCGCCCUGACCAGAGACUGGAUGUUAUGAGCGUCACAGGAGACCAUGGAGAACUUCAGGUGGGAAACAACAGUGGACCCUGUGUCUCUGGCUCCCUGGUGUCCCUGCAGUGUCUGGCCUGCGGGGAGAGUCUGAAGGCCCCACGUGUGGUGGGCGGGGAGAAGGCCUCAGUGGACUCCUGGCCUUGGCAGGUCAGCAUCCAGUAUGACAAGCAGCACGUCUGUGGGGGGAGUGUCCUUGACCCCCACUGGAUUCUCACAGCUGCCCACUGCUUCCGGAAGCAUCUUGACGUGUCCAACUGGAAGGUGCGGGCUGGCUCAGAUCAGCUGGGCAACUUUCCCUCCCUGCCAGUGUCCAAGAUCCUCGUCAUCCCUCACAAUGCCUCGUACCCCAAGGAAAAGGACAUUGCCCUGGUGAAGCUGGAGUUGCCCCUCAUAUUCUCUGGCACAGUCAGGCCCAUCUGCCUGCCUUUUUUCGAUGAAGAGCUCAUGCCUGGCACCCCACUCUGGGUCAUUGGAUGGGGCUUUACAGAGCCAGAUGGAGGGAAGAUGUCUGACUCAUUGCUGCAGGCGUCAAUCAAGGUGAUUGACAGCACACGCUGCAAUGCUGAGGAUGCAUAUCAGGGAGAAGUGACUGAGAAGAUGCUAUGUGCGGGCAUCCUAGAGGGCGGUGUGGACACCUGCCAGGGUGACAGCGGUGGACCCCUGAUGUAUCACUCUAGCCAAUGGCAAGUGGUGGGUAUUGUAAGCUGGGGUCACGGCUGUGGGGGCCCGAGCACCCCUGGAGUGUAUACCAAGGUGACAUCUUUUCUUGACUGGAUCUACAGUGUCCGGAAGCUUCCCCCUGGCCUGGCCAUCUGGAGGUCCCACCAGCACUGCACACAAAGCAAGAGCUGCCAUGGCCCGUCUCUGUGCAACAGCCUGUCAGGAUUCCUCAACACAGCACAAGAUUCCUUAAGAGACUUCACAGCCCACUGGCUCUCUGGAAUGAGUGGGCAACCAGGCCCCGCCACCCCUGGGCUGAAGCACCACAAUGAGGUGGGGGACACCCAGCCCCCUGAACCAGGCAGCCUUAAGCUCAGGAGCUCGAAGAAUGUGGCUAAGCUGAGAAGGAACUUGGUAGCUAUGCUGGGUGGAAAUAAACACUGUGGAGAGUUGGAGCAAGCUGGGGCAGGCCUGGAGGAGGGAGGAAUGCCAGGCCUGGUCUCUUUCCAGAAAAGGGACUCAAAGAGACUCCCAGAUGUCACAGUCAGCAUGGCUGCCUGCACCUGGGACUUCCAAGGACAUCAGCCCUGA